Cordyceps fumosorosea ARSEF 2679 is the source of this 1173-nucleotide messenger RNA. RefSeq names its product prolyl-tRNA synthetase. Gene Ontology annotation, molecular function: proline-tRNA ligase activity. The transcript has a single exon. The coding region runs from base 1 to 1173 and encodes 390 amino acids. Gene Ontology annotation, cellular component: mitochondrion. NCBI's taxonomy places the organism in Eukaryota, Fungi, Ascomycota, Sordariomycetes, Hypocreales, Cordycipitaceae. The record is from RefSeq and is a predicted model, not a curated record. Gene Ontology annotation, biological process: prolyl-tRNA aminoacylation.
AUGAAAGAUCUCUACACGUUUGAUCUAUCUUCAGAGGCUGCAAUUCAGACUUAUCAGCAGGUACAAGCAGCUUACAGGGCCAUCUUUGACGAGAUAAAUGUUGAAAUUCUGGUCGCCGAAGCUAGCUCUGGCGAUAUGGGCGGGAACCACAGCCACGAAUAUCAUCUUGCUGAUUCGACUGGGGAAGACACUAUUGCUCAUUGUAGUGGUUGUGGAUAUACGGCGAAUGACGAAGUCGCGGUCUCGCGGGCAAAACCACAAGACUCCAUCGAUGCAGCAGUGGCAUCCAGCUAUGGUGUAUGGAGGGGCAUUACCAAAGACCGAAACACGCUGAUCAAUGCGUGGUACCCUCAGGAUAAUGGCGGGCGUCCCAAUCUCCAUGUCGUCAAGAGCCUGGUUCCCGAACUCGACACCAGUGUGCAUGAGACUCUCCCGCUCUGGGAGGCGGCAGUUGAAAGCCCCGAGACUGCACUGGUUAACAUUAUCGAUGGCCGGCUUGCAUCUGGCUUUGGGAAGAUCCAUUCUAAGCUAUCUCUUCUACCUGGAGAGUUGCAAGAUGAUUUCAUUGGUCCUCAAUUCGCAACAAGCACAUCUGCGAACGGUGAAGGACUGAAUUUGCUGGCCUUGGCUGAAGGGGAUGGUUGUCCCCGAUGCGAAUCUGGGACACUGGAAAUCAACAAGGCUCUAGAGCUCGGACACACAUUCUACCUCGGCACACGAUAUUCCAAGCCCCUCGAAGCUCUCGUGUCGCUCCCUGAGAAGCCAUCGCAGCCAAUCCCCAUUCAAAUGGGGUGCUUUGGCAUUGGGGUGUCGCGUAUUUUUGGUGCCGUUGCUGAGAACAGAGCUGACGAUAGGGGCCUUAACUGGCCUAGAGCCAUUGCACCAUUUGAAGUUGCCGUAAUUCCGUCUUCAGCCGUCAAUGAUGAGACGCUCGCCUUCUUCGACUCCCUCACCAGUCAGUCGUUUGAUGCAGUGCUGGACGACCGAAAGAAGGCCUUUGGAUGGAAAAUGAAGGAUGCUGAUAUGACAGGCUAUCCUGUUGUUGUUAUCCUUGGCAAGGCGUGGAGGGAGCGCAAUGUCUGCGAGGUCCAGUGCAGACGCCUAGAGCUCAAGGAAGAAGUCGCUGCAUCGGAUCUUCCACAGUUUUUGGAGCAGUUGCUACAAAAGCUGUAA